Penicillium salamii is the source of this 1122-nucleotide messenger RNA. NCBI's taxonomy places the organism in Eukaryota, Fungi, Ascomycota, Eurotiomycetes, Eurotiales, Aspergillaceae. The record is from the annotation of a GenBank genome assembly.
AUGAGUAAAUGGGCAUCCCUCAGCCAUGGUGGGCCACAGCCGCCACAAGAAAACAUCGAUAAAUGGGAGAGAGCUGUCAAUGAAAACGAUCCCUCCAUCCUCACCACCGAAGAUCGUCUGAGAAUGCUUCGCCGAUGGCCUCUAGACCAAGCAAACUAUUACUGCAACUUUUACGUUGAAUGUACCAUCGACGAGCUUGUUCAAAAGGCCGCCCGAGCGGAUGGCCAGGAGAGUCUCACCGAGGCCGAGGCGAUUAUUGUUCUCAACACUCCUUUCGGCGGUUGUAUCCCGGAGGAUCAAAAAUAUCUGGCAAAUCAAAAUCGGUGGUCGCAGAAUACAAAGACAAAGUUCGAUGAUGCCCUUGACUUGAUUCUCACGGAGAUGGAUACAGAGAAGAGAGCGCGUGCGAAUGCCGAUAUUGCUUUUGAGCGGAUCAAAGAUACCAGGAGGGCCGAAUCCAAGAAUUUCUCCAAAGAUGAACUCAUCAAUAUUGUGGGGUGCAAUGCGAUAGCAUGGGUCAAAGCACUCGAAAAACAUCUGGAAGAGCAACCCGCGUGGGGAUUUGUGUGCAUACGGACUUCGUUCGGCGAUGACUCGUGGGAGAAGUUCAAGGAAUUCUUCGUUCAUGCUACUGAAUCUGCACUGGUAUUCCCUCGGAACUUCCAUAGUAUUCGCCCGCGAUGGAAGAUACAGUGGGUAGAGGAUCCAGCUAUGGAGAAUGCCUCAUUAAUCGAUCUUUGCAGCUACUUCCGACGUCUUUGCGAAGAGAACAAAGUUGAACCAGGCCUCCGCCAUGACGCAUUUCUCUACGCCAAUGCAGAAGCCAUCGAGUCAGUCAUAUCUUUUCCAGUUUUGCCAUCGCCAGCAUUCGUCAUGGCUGCAGAGGCAGCCUAUGAUGGAACAGGUCCAGAGCUUCCACUCGUGCAACAGGCCUAUGCUGGCUCGGUGCGAAUUGCCAUACCGCAUGUUUACACGACUUUCUGGGCGAGAUUAAUCUCGACGGAAGAGGACAUACGGGGGAAAUCAUCACCCAUGCAGCAGACCUGGGGGAAGAUAUUUGCGAAAGCACGAAUCACCCAUGAAAAGACAUACCCAAUAAAGUCCUUUUUCAUGGAGGUCUAG